Molecule: messenger RNA, 2192 nt
Organism: Dicentrarchus labrax (European seabass)
Lineage: Eukaryota; Metazoa; Chordata; Actinopteri; Moronidae
Exons: 7
Coding region: 786-1919 (377 amino acids)
Molecular function (GO): methyltransferase activity; 2-oxoglutarate-dependent dioxygenase activity
Source: RefSeq, a predicted model, not a curated record
GAUAGAAUGUUACAUUGGAGCCAUCCUCAAGUCUAAGGAUACUGCUGGCCGACUGUACCACAUGAAUCACUACACCAUGGGGGUAAUAUUACACAGCACAAGAGAGCAGAUGGCCAGGCAGGGUUUAAAAAAGGUCACAUGUGAUGACUAUGAUGGAGCCAUUGGAUUUGUAGACAUAAAAAAUGUGCACUGGAAGUUUGUGCCUUUCAAACCACAUUUUUGUCGUUGAUCCUCUGCAAGGCUCCAAUGAAGUUGAGGACUCCAGAAAGGCUGGCUACAAAUUUGGACAGCACUUCAAGAUGCGCCGGAAUCGACUUGGAAAGGAAGAUUGGGUUAACAUCAAGUGGCAGCCUGGCAAAAUAACCCACACCUUCCAGAAAGAUGCCACCAGUUGGGGGAUCUUUGUCAUGCCGGUGAUCUUGUCUUCAGUAUAGAUAAACAUCUGUUUUUUUUAUUGUGCAAGACCAUACAUAGCACAUGUAUUGUUUUGACAUCUGUCCAGAUGGCCAAGAUGACGGUGAUGGAAUUUCACAUUGAUUCAUCCAAACAAUCUCUUCAAAAUCUAAGAAGAGAAAUGUCAGAAGAAAUUUUGAGAGGAUCAGUGGCAAAGAUGACUUCUGUUCCCUCUGUGGAAAUAAGGACUUACUGCAAACUGCUGUUGAUGCUGUUCGGAUUCAGUGUGGAACUUGUACAAGAUGGUUUCACACGCAGUGCCUUGGAAUGACAGCAGCACAAAUCCCAAACAAAGACACCCCUUGGUAUUGUGAGUUGUGCAACAGCCCUGAAUGACGAGACUGUUGGUCCACCACACACAAGAUCCACUGCAGUUUGGAUACCAGGAGCAGGUGGACGUGGAGGAUGCCAUCCUCUAUCUGCUCCAAAGGGCCCACUCUUAUCUGGACAAGGAGAGCGGCGCUGUGAGAAUCCCGCUUUUUGAUUUCUCCAGCGCCUUCAACACCAUCCGGCCGCUCCUGCUGAGAGACAAGCUGACAGAAAUGGGGAUGGACCAACUCCUGGUGACCUGGAUUACAGACUACCUCACGGAGAGACCACAGUAUGUCAGACUGAAGGGCUGCACGUCAGACACUGUGGUCAGCAGCACCGGAGCACCACAGGGGACCGUGCUCUCUCCCGCCCUCUUCACCUUGUACACAUCUGACUUCCAGUACAACUCGGGGCUCUGCCACAUGCAGAAAUACUCGGACGACACUGCGAUAGUUGGCUGUAUCAAGGAUGGACGGGAGGGGGAGUACAGGAGCCUGGUCGAGGACUUUGUGAGGUGUUGCGGGUCCAACCAUCUGCAGCUGAACACCUCCAAGACCAAGGAGAUGGUGGUGGACUUCAGAAGGAAGAAACCACAUCUCCAACCCGUGUCCAUCGAGGGGGUCAAUGCGGAGGUGGUCAGGACCUAUAAAUAUCUGCGGCUGCAACUGGACGACAAGCUGGACUGGACAGCCAAUAUGGACACUCUUCACAGGAAUGGGCAGAGCCGUCUGUACUUCCUGAGAAGGCUGGGGUCUUUCAACAUCUGUAAAAAACUGCUGCAGAUGUUUUACUGGGGAGGAAGCCCAGAGAGACACCGGUCGACUGGACAGACUGGUGAGGAGAGCUGGCUCAGUGGUGGGCACAGAGCUGGACUCUCUGGUGACAGUGGCAGAAAGAAGGACCCUGGACAAACUGCUGUCCAUACUGGACAACACCCACCACCCUCUGCACAACACCUUCACCAGGCAGAGGAGUGUGUUCAGUGGCAGACUGCUGUCCCAGUCCAGACUCAAAAACUCUUUUGUCCCCCAUCAGACUGUACAACAGCUCUCAGUAAAGGCAGGGAGGACAAGAGACAAUGGACAAUUUCUACCUCCGUUUGCACUGUUUACUGUUUUUGCACUGUUGACUGUGGCUACUGUGUUAUAAGUUAAGUUUAUUUUAUUGUAUGUUUAAUGUCUGUUUCGUAUGCUACUGGAUACUUGAAUUUCCCUUGAGAUAACUAAAGUAUCUAUCUAUCUAUCUAUCUAUCUAUCUAUCUAUCUAUCUAUCUAUCUAUCUAUUUAUUUUAAGAAAAGGAAAGGAAGACAUGUUCCAUUGUUUGGAACAGUUGUAGUAUCACCAGGAGGGUGUAAAUGAUGGAUACAGUGAUUUUGGUGGCACUGCAGUUCAUAAUUAUUGAGUUAUUGAUUAUUUAUCCCAAUAAA